GCAUGGUGUAGCACAUUACAUGUUCUGACAUGCUUGAUCAUAAAAGGCAUUAAGGUUUCUACCAACAGAGACUUAAUAACAGAGAAUGAAGAGGGUCAUAAAAUUAUUAAGGCUACAGUACAUACUUUAAAAGCUUAGACACACCAGACUGCUUCAGAUGUUUUUGUUUGGACAUAAAUUAGGCGUCAGCAUGGAUAUAUUUCUGAGUCUUUUUCUCUGUGUAUGGCUGGCAUCUGGCUCAGUGUUAGCUGUGACUCUGCAAGGACUUCCUGCCACGGUGAGCCUGCAAGAGAACAGUCCAGCUGGAACUGAAGUCUUCUGCUUUAAGAUUGGGCUUUCCACAGGCACAAGUGUGGUCUCCGGAUUCCCUCUGCUACUCAACUCUAAUCCCCUCACUAAUGAUUUCAUGGUGUAUAUGGUGAAUUCAACACAUGCCAAGGUAACUGUCACAGGCUCCCCAGAUCUGGACUUUGAGAGUUCGUCUAAUCAUUUCAUUCUGCGGCUUCUUGUGGUGGACAACAGUGCAGGCUUUGAGCUGCAGACACUCACUGUUAUACUAACGGAUGUGGAUGAGCCCCCAGUUUUCUUGGAUGAAACCUCACUCCUCUACAUAGUGGAGAAGUCUCCACCAAGCUUAAUCUAUCAACCAGCUGUCUUUGACCCUGAAAAUAGACCUCUAACUUUCGCUUUGAGCCCUCUGAAUGCUGCUUUCAGCAUCGAUCACAGCAAAGGCUUCCUUUUCACUGUCAAACAGCUUGAUUAUCUAACUGAUCCUAGGCGAUAUUACUUUAAUAUGUCAGUGAAUGAUGGGAAUAACACCUCUACCAAACCUUUGUUCAUCAACCUAAUUAAUCUCAAUGAUGACAAACCAUACUUCUUAAACACCAUUACAUCUUUUACUAUCCCAGAAGAGUUGAGCCUGGGGCAUAUGAUGGCUAACAUUACUGCAGUUGUUCCCAGUGACUCACUUUAUAGCAGUUUCAUCUUCUACACCAUAAGUGACAACAAUUAUCUUGCCAUUCACAAAUACACUGGAUUGGUCACGAUUGCAAACAGGAUGGAUCGAGACUCUGUACCACUGAGGGACAGUCCAACCAUCACAGUGACUGUAACAGCCAGCUUUAGUCCCCCUGGACCACCACUAAUCAACACAAUCAACAUCACUGUUACUGUCCAAGACAUUAAUGACAACCCUCCCAUUUGCUUUGCUGACAACCAGAGGAGAGAGGUGCCAGAGACGGAGGUGAAGGGAGCCCUCAUUGCUACCAUCAUGUGCACUGAUAACGAUGUCCUGCCUUUAUUCAAAGAGUUUAUCUUUACUGGUCUCUCCUGCCUGGGUUGCAGUCAGCUGUUUGCCCUGAAAACCAAUCAGAUUAUACUGAAUGGUAGUUUGGACUAUGAAGAUCCUGGCAAUCUUUACACAGGCAAUGGAUACAGCCUUUUGAUUACAGCAGUAGAUAAAAAUGACAAUAAUUUAAAAGGAGAUGCCUUUGUUUAUGUGACCGUGACCCCAGUUAACGAGUUUGCACCUAUGUUUCAUCCUGUGUCUUAUUUUUAUACUAUUUCUGAACUUCUUGGAAGUGGUGUUGUGAUUGGCUCAGUCAAUGCCACUGAUAUGGAUUUGCCUCCAACAUUAUUGCGAUACUCUAUAGUGUCCGGUGGUGGUGCUGGAGGACUAAGGAAUAUUUUCCACUUGGACCCUAUACAGGGCCGGAUAACCCUGCUCACUCACCCUGACUAUGAGGACACACAGACACAUGUGCUAAUCAUCAGAGUGGUGGAUGGAGAUCCCAUCAGGCCACGCUCUGCCACAACCACAGUUGUUAUUAAUGUCACAGAGGCUAAUGAUGAGCCUCCGGUGUGUGGACCCAAUAACACAAACCUAGUAGUUCCAGUAGAUCUGCGUUUAGGUACAGCUGUCCAAGGUUUCACCCUUUCCUGCACAGACAGAGACUCUCCACCCACUUCAUUCAUCUACUCCAUCUCAGGAGCCAGCAAUGUGAACAACCAUUUUGGCUUUUCACCAAGUGCAGGCUCAAACAUGAGCCGUCUGAUUUUGGUAGCACCAUUUGGCUUCAGCAGCGGGCUGGACACACAGUGGAGCUACAGACUCACAGCACUGAUUUCCGAUGCCAACCUUCGUUCAGGGUAUGACAGUGCCAGAGCCCCUCCUCAGACUGGCACUGUCAUUAUCAAUGUGCGAGUAGUUGAUCCCCAGAUCACCACUGUCAUCACCACAACGACUCCCAGAGUCACAUAUAUCAAUGUGGAGACGAAUACAUUCAAUACAGGUGACUGGUAUGUGUGGUUUGUCCUUGCUCUGGGGAGUUUUCUUCUCCUGCUUAUGUUGGCUUACCUGCUGUAUAAGUCCUGCAUGUACUUCUCUACUAAAGACUGCCACUGCUGUGAGCCCACAAGAAUAGAUGGCAAAGAGGAACUCAUCACGGACAGAGGAUCACCCAUGCAAGAGGUAUUAAUGGAGGUGACAAAGGUCAACACUGUGUUUGAUAGAGAGGAAGUAGAUCCUGUUACAAAGAGAGUGUACGAGUACAAUAGUAAAUCAGGUGCUCGACGCUGGAAGGAUGCCAUCAUUGUAUGCGAUUCUGCUCCAAUCCAGCCAGAGUCUAGCACUCUGGUCAUCUCGGACAACACAGCUAAUGCACAGUCAUCACCAAGAUUUCCAGAUGACAACCAAAAACCUACCAUUUCCAGUGCUCAUUGAGAGUUUAUUGGAAAAAUAGAAUAAUGGAAUAAUAUUUGUUCUGUUAAAGAAAAAUUAAAAUGACAUACUCAGUUCUGAGCAGCAGAUGGCAGUCUUGUCUUUUUUUUUUCUAGUAAAAUGUCCCAAAAAUGAUCCUCCUCAAUUCAAUAAUAUCAGUACAUUUUCUGUGAUAUUUUUAAUGAUGAUAAAAGGCUAGAUUUUGAUAUAAGUGACAGGAUCAGUGUUAUGAAAGUUUGACUGUCACAAUAUUAAGAUUCAACAUCACUCUCUCUCUCUCUCUCUCUCUCUCUCUCUCACACACACACACACACACUGGUGCUGAGUCAGGAAUCCUGCUUCAGCUGGAAAACAUUCUCAUAGGACUAA
Pangasianodon hypophthalmus (striped catfish) is the source of this 3088-nucleotide messenger RNA. Its product is annotated as cadherin-related family member 3. Lineage: Eukaryota; Metazoa; Chordata; Actinopteri; Siluriformes; Pangasiidae. Gene Ontology annotation, molecular function: calcium ion binding; cadherin binding. Gene Ontology annotation, biological process: cell-cell junction assembly; homophilic cell-cell adhesion; synaptic transmission, glutamatergic. The record is from RefSeq and is a predicted model, not a curated record. Bases 158 to 2722 code for a protein of 854 amino acids. Gene Ontology annotation, cellular component: axon terminus; plasma membrane; catenin complex. The transcript is spliced from 20 exons.